Molecule: messenger RNA, 793 nt
Organism: Limanda limanda (common dab)
Lineage: Eukaryota; Metazoa; Chordata; Actinopteri; Pleuronectiformes; Pleuronectidae
Product: sterile alpha motif domain-containing protein 15-like
Exons: 3
Coding region: 1-414 (137 amino acids)
Molecular function (GO): protein binding
Source: RefSeq, a predicted model, not a curated record
AUGGCAACAAGUUUACAGGCAACAUGGACUGCCAUGGAGUGGAGUUGUGAUGAAGUUGCCAGGUGGAUUGAGUCUAUAGGAUUUCCACAGUACAAAGCAUGUUUCACAGACAACUUCAUCAAUGGCAGGAAGCUCAUCUAUGUAAACUGUACCUACCUGCCAAGACUCGGAAUCACAGAUUUUAAAGAUAUGCAGGUCAUCACUGCCUCUGUGCGUGAGCUGCUGGGAAUCACAGAGACCAGGUGGAGCCGCAGCAUAGCCGACCCCCUUCGGGACAACAUGGCCCUGUUCCUGGAGCAGAAGAGCCGCACAGGUAAACAAGCAGAGGCCCUCACCUACCAGCAGUCCUCAGAUGGCACACGUCGGCAAGAGAAGGAGCCCGACGUGAAUCACAACAGCAAAGGAGGGCAGUAAAAACCAAGACAUGUCAGUGUCAUUUCCUAUCACCAACUGUCAGCUCCCGAUGACUCGGAUGAUACACUCACUGUGGGUCACAUGCAGGCCUUGACAUUAACACUUCCCUCCCACCAGCAGAAUGCGUGUAUGCUGAUGGUUACUGUGGUGCCAGAUAUCUUUUCUUUUUUUCAGUUUUCAGUCUCAAAAUCACGUCUGUAAUGAAUGUCUGGAAAUAUACCGACUGCCGGUGGGACCUCACGAAGCGAGCAGAACAACAAAGACGUUGUCACACAUCUAUCAGGGACACACAGCACACACCCAUGCAGUAUGAUAAAGAGACUUCUUGUUCUGCAUACCUAUGAAUGCUCAAACCAUUAGGCUAUUCCUAUUGAUCUUC